Heterobasidion irregulare TC 32-1 is the source of this 1956-nucleotide messenger RNA. RefSeq lists its product as uncharacterized. The record is from RefSeq and is a predicted model, not a curated record. NCBI's taxonomy places the organism in Eukaryota, Fungi, Basidiomycota, Agaricomycetes, Russulales, Bondarzewiaceae. The transcript has 3 exons. Bases 1 to 1956 code for a protein of 651 amino acids.
AUGCGCCAUGCCGCACAUAUGUUCAGUCUCAAAGCCGGCUACACCACCCUGAUGAUGAGGGACAAUCUCAGGGCGGUGCCUGAAGCCCUCUACACCCCUACCAAGCAGCUCUCAAACCAUACCACUUUGUUCAAAUUUCUCGUUUCCUUCGCUACCAGCCCAAGUGGCCUCCAUUCAUCUCGAUCACCAUCAUCUUCUAUCCUCCCCGUGCAUGCGCUACGGUACGAAAUGCCGCCGUUUCGCAAAGUUUAUUUGAAAGGAUUCCUCAACAAACCCUCUACUUCCUCUAAUCCUCCCGAGCAUUCCCUCGAUAAGUCACCGCAGACGGACGAUCAUGAUCAUUAUCACUCUGUCAAUAAGUCAGCUAUCUAUGUUUUCCCCCUUCAGGCAGAAGAGCUACAAGCCAGAAUGGACCUUCUCCAUAAAAAAUACUCACCCGACCGCAUUACAACGGUGGCACGCACACCAGUCGCGAGGAAGGUUCCGAAGGAUGUCACUGUAGACGGUGGCGACGAGACGGAUACCACAAGCUACCUCAGCCUUGACGAGGAUGGACGCAACCGGCUUCGAUCAGCUCCCAAGGGAUCCUCCAAUCCAUCCAAACUUCCUUUGGGCUCCAGGUCUCGCUACAGGCCUACGAGGUUCGCACAGCUUUCGAGCUUUUCGUCUCUUCAGGGGGGCGCCUUAAAGGUGGUCCCGAAGUCUGCUCCCCUACCGACUAAACAUGACUCUCAACAUCCACCCUCGCGGAGCUCGUCGGAGGACAAGCGUUCACCGACGGGUACGUUCAUGUUACCUUUGUCGAAGAUAUCUAAGUCAUCUUCGUCUAACCACCAACCUGCUGUUGCUCCGCGCUCGACUCCGCCUCCGAGUCAACUGUCUGCUCGCUCUGUCAAGUCAAGGAUAUCCAAGCCAUCUCUUGAUACAAAUGCUUCGGCCUCCGAAGAAUUUAUGAGUCCACAGGCUCCGCCUCUGGUUUCCCCGAAACCUCCCGCGUUCCCCUCACCGGCCAACAAAGCCCACUCAAAUCCAAAGCCUCGGCAGCUUGCUCAAUCGGGGUUAGCACAAAGCUCGGGCCUACUGAAGGGCGUCUCUAAGUCGGCCGGCCAACAACGGCAUAUCGCUCCUUUGCAUGCCAGGGAAGGGCAUCCUUCGUUGCCACAGGUAGUGGCAUCACCAUCUCGCUUUGCUGCUGCCAAGGAGCAUAACGCAAUGCUACCGCCGGUGAAGACCUCUUCCCGCCCCGCCGCUACCAAGGAGCGCAGCGCAAUGCCACCGCCAGAGAAGACCUUUCCCCGCCCUGCCGCUGACAAGGGGCGCUACCCAGUGGCAUCGCCAGUGAAUAAUUCUUCUCACUCGAGUGCUAAGAAUGAACGUCUUCCAAUGGGGUCGUCAAUGCAGACCUCUUCUCACUUGAAUGCCAGGAAUGAGCGCCUCCAGGGGGGAAAGUCUGCAAUAACUUCUCCUCGGGCAGGUAUUAUGAAUGAGCGUCUUCACUUGACACCGUUGACGACAGCCUUCUCCCAGCCGUACGAUGCCUCUAGCUCUUCUUCUCCUAAUAGUGACAGUCCGGUGUCUUUCGCGCCAGCUUUUAAUGUACGUGAGUUCAUUAAGAACACCCGACCCAACCCGUCGCCCUCCUCGCCUGUUACUACGGAUAAAUUUCGUCGGGAAAUCGCUUUUUUCCGCAAUGACUCCCAAGCUGUGGAGAAGAGAAAGUAUCGUAAUGCAUCCGUGCUCCAUGUAACAUCCGUGACCAACGAGGCGUACCGUCACAGCGCCUGCGCUGAAGUUGAGGCGCCAAAGCUAAUGGGAUCGCGUGGACAGCAGAAAGCCGUUGCCGUCACGACAGCUUGUGGAAAUGACAAGCAGGCCAGGAAUACCUCCCGCGAGAUUGAUGCUCGUAGGGUCGGCCUCAAGAGAUCGCAUGCCGUGUAUGCGUCGAUUCGCCCUUGA